ACGCAGUAAAGCCCGAGGCGGCGACAGCGGCGUGGGGUUUUGCAUUCCGUCAUCAGGCGGCCCAGAAAGAUUUUCAACGACCCGGCCUGUGUGUAGACUUCUCAGUGUUUCCGUCUUUCUGUUUGUACAAAGUCAAAAGGACAGACAGCAAUUGCUUGCCAAAAACACACAAGACAGGAAAUCAAUUGAGGCACAUAAUUCCUACCUAAGGUCCAUACCCACCAACUCAUUCUUUUCAACCAUCUCAUCAUGGCGGCCGCAAGAGACAUCAUCCAACCCCUAGAGAACCGGGCGGUUUCGUACAGCCUCAGCGUGUCCCCCACCACAACUUUUCACUCCCCCUCAGCCGGUCAUGGCUUCGCGGCCGGAGGACUGCCAAACAGGGCCGUGGCCAAGGCGCUCAAGCCAUUCAACACGGAAGACAUCAAGAUCCUCCUCCUGGAGAACGUGAACCAGACCGGUCGGGAUGUUCUGAAGCGCCAGGGAUACCAAGUCGAGUUUCUCAAGACGUCUCUCUCCGAGGACGAGCUCAUUGAGAAGAUCAGGGAUGUUCAUGUCAUUGGAAUCCGAUCCAAGACGAAGCUGACGGAGAAGGUCUUGCGGGAGGCUAAGAACCUCCUUGUCAUCGGCUGCUUCUGCAUCGGUACUAACCAGGUCGACUUGGCCUAUGCCGCCAAGAAUGGCAUUGCCGUCUUCAAUUCGCCGUUUGCCAACUCCCGCAGUGUUGCCGAGCUGGUGAUUGCUGAGAUUAUCACUCUCGCCCGCCAGCUGGGCGACCGCUCGCUUGAGAUGCAUAGAGGCACCUGGAACAAGGUGAGCUCCAAGUGCUGGGAAAUCCGAGGCAAGACACUCGGAAUAGUCGGCUACGGCCACAUUGGCUCGCAACUCUCGGUUCUGGCAGACGCCAUGGGCAUGUCGGUCAUCUACUACGACGUCCUCAGCCUGAUGGCCAUCGGAACAGCGAAGCAGGUGCCGACGCUGGAGGCUCUUUUGCAGGAAGCGGACUUUGUCACCCUGCACGUGCCCGAGACACCAGAGACCAAGAACAUGAUCUCUGCCAAGCAGCUUGAGCAGAUGAAGACGGGUUCCUACCUCAUCAACGCCAGCCGCGGAACUGUUGUCGACAUUCCGGCUCUGAUCCAGGCCAUGCGAGCCGGUAAAGUUGCCGGCGCCGCAUUGGAUGUGUAUCCUAACGAGCCGGCCGCCAACGGCGACUAUUUCACCAGCGACUUGAACAUCUGGGGUGAGGAGUUGCGCAGCCUCAACAACAUCAUCCUGACACCUCAUAUUGGUGGCAGCACCGAAGAGGCGCAGCGAGCCAUCGGCGUCGAGGUCAGCGACGCCCUCGUACGGUAUAUCAACCAAGGCACCACCAUCGGCAGUGUGAACGUACCCGAGGUCACGUUGCGCUCGCUGACCCCUGAUGAGCCGAACCACGCACGGGUCAUCUAUAUCCAUCGCAACGUUCCCGGAGUUCUGCGCAAGGUCAAUGAGAUUUUGGCUGAGCAUAAUGUCGACAAGCAGAUCUCGGAUAGCAAGGGUGAUAUCGCGUAUCUGAUGGCCGAUGUUAGUGACGUCAGGCCAGACGAUAUCAAGGAUAUUCACGACAGCUUGAAUUCCCUCAACUCUCGCAUUCUCACCCGGGUUUUGUACUAGGCCGAAUUGGAUUUCGACGGGCGAGACUUUAUUCCGGAUUUUGUGUAUUUUGGAGUCGCGGAGUCCAAACUUCAACAUG
Molecule: messenger RNA, 1735 nt
Organism: Lasiosphaeria miniovina
Lineage: Eukaryota; Fungi; Ascomycota; Sordariomycetes; Sordariales; Lasiosphaeriaceae
Exons: 3
Coding region: 250-1656 (468 amino acids)
Molecular function (GO): oxidoreductase activity, acting on the CH-OH group of donors, NAD or NADP as acceptor; NAD binding
Source: RefSeq, a predicted model, not a curated record